GCGAGACUUCCGCGAUCCGUCCGCACCGAGCCGGCCCGCAAACCCCUCACAACCGUCCCCGCCGGCGGCUGCUCGCCUGCUGCUCCUCCCCGCCGUCCGUCGCCAUGGGUAAAUUCCGCAAGCUUGGCCGCGAUUACUCCCACCGCCUCUCCAUGCUCAGGACGAUGGUGUCGCAGCUGGUGAAGCACGAGCGCAUCGAGACCACCGUCGCCAAGGCGAAGGAGGUCCGGCGGAAGGCGGAUCAGAUGGUGCAGCUAGGGAAGGAGGGUACUGAGCAUGCAGCAAGACGAGCUGCUUCCUUUGUUCGGGGUGAUGAUGUUGUUCAUAAGCUAUUCACUGAGCUGGCUUACCGCUACAGAAAUCGAGCUGGCGGAUACACAAGAAUGUUAAGAACCAAGAUACGUACUAGUGAUGCUUCAACAAUGGCAUACAUCGAGUUCGUGGAUAGGGAGAAUGAGCUCCGAGAGCCCAAACCUGCAACACCGCCGCCGCCUCAACGAGUCCCUCUUGAUCCAUGGACCAAGUCUCGUUCUAGCCAACAGUGGGCAGGACCUAAAAUCACCAAGACCUCGGAAUCAGACAGCUUAUGAGCUACUGUAUCUAUCUAACAUCCAUAGAUAGUUUCAGUUAUUUUGCUUGGCAGGAGUUUUUUUUUUCUCUGGAGAUAACUGCCGAUAGAAUACUUAAAAAUUUAUUGCCAUAUCACCAAUUGAAGAUUACAAGGCUGGUCA
Sorghum bicolor (sorghum) is the source of this 731-nucleotide messenger RNA. Its product is annotated as 50S ribosomal protein L17. The record is from RefSeq and is a predicted model, not a curated record. NCBI's taxonomy places the organism in Eukaryota, Viridiplantae, Streptophyta, Magnoliopsida, Poales, Poaceae. Bases 105 to 590 code for a protein of 161 amino acids. Gene Ontology annotation, cellular component: ribosome; large ribosomal subunit. Gene Ontology annotation, biological process: translation. The transcript has 6 exons. Gene Ontology annotation, molecular function: structural constituent of ribosome.